Molecule: messenger RNA, 3209 nt
Organism: Dermacentor albipictus
Lineage: Eukaryota; Metazoa; Arthropoda; Arachnida; Ixodida; Ixodidae
Biological process (GO): protein processing
Cellular component (GO): plasma membrane
Molecular function (GO): metalloendopeptidase activity
Source: RefSeq, a predicted model, not a curated record
GUUGGAGCCCCUGCAACGCAGUAAUCGUGCUUGUCAGGUCUCGUCAGGUGUAGCCUGGAGCUUGGUAUCGGUAGCUUGGUGUAGCCUGGUGUAGCCGGGUAUCGGAAAAUCCCGUUUACUUACUGCUGCCUCGUGCCCCGAGAGACGGCCAUCGGGAAUGAAGCGUCCCGAGCCAGCCGACGGUUCCGUGGCCACGAGCAGCAGCCCAGUGACCCAGAGCCCAGAGCUAUCGAGCGAAGAGAGUACACUGAAAGGAGCCAGAGGGACCACAAAGCCAACGGCCUCCGAGCAUGCCACUUCGGCAUCCACGCGCAGUUCCGGCAGGGGUUCGCCACAUCCCUCCAAGGGUACUCAUGUGCAAGAAUACCACGGACAAGGAAUGCCCAGCGCUAUCAAGCACCGAUCGAGCAAGCGUAAGCGUCAACAGGCGCAAGCACGGGAACGCGACCACGCCAAGUCUUGGGGCCACUCUCAAGCAUCCACGGAGCUAAUGGAACGCGAUUCCGAAAACCAUGUCCAGGGGAGUGUGCCGGCGUGUUAUACAACACCACCUCCGGAAAGAACUACCAACAACGUUGACGUGUGGCACAUGGCCUCGACCAACCGCGCCAAUUCGCCAGUGGACACAUUGCUGGUGCCACGCGACGUGGCCUUGACCAUGCAGCCACAUAAAGCGCGACAGUCCGUGGCAUCAAUGUCCGAUGUCACCACCGAAGUCAACGCGGGAGAGGAUCCGGACUCGCUGGGCAUGAUGGAUCGCCGCAAACCAAACAUCCUUAUAUUUGACUCGGCGGUGAGCCACGACAACAUUGCGACGAGCACGCCAUUUCAAUGGCGACUGGGUGACAUCAGGGACAUCGCCACAAAUCCAUUUGUACCGGGCUACGGGGGCCAUACGGAAUCAAACAGGAUGCGGAAUACUGCCAGCAUUCCGGAGAGCUUGUUCGACAUCGCAUCUCAGAGACACACAGAGCUAAAUACCAACCUUAUCAUCUGCGUCAUUGUCGUCGUCCUGCUGGUGACCCUUGUUGCAGUAAUGCUGUUCGCGUGGAAUAAGUUGCACUUCGAUGGUCCUUCAACUGCGACAGAUUUCAUUAACGACAGCGCCUGCUUCAACACAGCCUGCAAAAUGGUCGUCGCACUGCUCGGCAAGUCUCAAGAUUCUAAUGUUCCGCCCUGCAUGGACUUCCACCGACAUGUCUGUGGCCGGUGGCAUGCCAGAAGCUCACAAAGGGCGAGCUAUGCCACUGAGAACCGUAACGACUUCCAGAGACGCGUGCGGUACAACUUGCAACGUCUGGCCAAUGCUACCGAAUUCGCCGACUCUGCUGCCUAUCGCAUGGCACUUUUCUAUUCAAGCUGUCGACGAUUUGCGCAGGGACAUCGACAAAUUCGCGUCGAAGACGUUCUCAGUAUCUCGAGGAUCAACGUUAACGAAUGGCUGGCGGCUACUUCGUUCCAUGAGCUCUUCGCCACCAUCGUAGCCGAGUGUCUGCGCACUGGUCUCGUGUCCGUCAUCAGUGUCAAGUGGAGCGUCGGGCGGCGAGUUUACAUAGACACGGGUGUGACGUUCGCGAGUGUCCUGAGAGGUCACAGCCACGAAGUGCCGCAUUUCGUAAAAGAUGCGCUUGCCGCCCUCGGCGCGAACCGCAACGUCACCUUGGCCCCCGAAAUCCUGACUCUCGACUCUCUUGUACAAUGGUCCAACGCUACUUCGUCCUCCGAGUUCCACACCGUCGCCGUCCACGAGCUGCCUACCCAGAACUUGGUCCUGGUCUGGGUCCUAGGUCUGAAUCGUGGAUUGCAGAACCGCAUGGUGGUCAAUAGUGACACGCUUCUCUUCGCCCGGGAACUUCACAAAAUUAGGAGUACUAUCUGGACUUUAAGCUCAGUUGAUAUGAACUUGGCGACCUUCUACAGUCUGCUGUUGCCCCUAGCGCAGAUAAUAAGCUAUGCUAUCACUUUUGAUGUGCAAGACUACGGGGGUGAACACGACGACACCGACUUGUGCCUUCGAGAGACCGCGGAGCGCUUCUUUGUGCAGUUCCCUGCAUGGGUCGCGCGGACAAUGGAGACCCCCGAGGUGCAUGGCUACUUCAGCGUCAUGGUGGCCACGCUCGGAAACGUAGCGACCGAGUAUCCGGAUAUGCUGGAGGGCCUCGCGCUUAACGCCACGGACAUCAUAGAACUGCAGAUGAAUACUAUGCAUAUUACCACCAGAGGAAUUCCGCAGGUCGUGCCUCAAAUGGACCCCGACAACUUCUUGGACAACGUCGUUACGCUUAUGGGCCAGACGGUCACUGAAAGCGACAAACUGUGGAACCAGCUCUCGUCGCACCAGUUGAGCGGGAACCUUAAUUACGACGGCAAGGUGCUGUUGGUGCCCACAUUGCAGCUCAUCGGAGACUUGCUGCACGCCGAAGCUUCCGAUCCCGUGCUCGAUUACUCCACAGUCGGCACCAGGGUCCUAGCCGAGUGGGCAAGCAUCCUAGUGGAGCGGAGUCCAUCACUGAGUUCCGAAAUGGCAGCGCAGCAGGAAUGUGCGAAGGGCCGGUUGAAAGCCACCGGGGCAGUGCCAAGCGGAGGAGAUCUGUCCGAGAACAGCGUACGCUGGAUGCUGAUCAUUCCUUGGGCGCUCGACGUGGCACUUAUCGCCGCCCGCCGACGCCUUCCAGCACACACGAACAAGGCGGCGGACACUCGGUCCAGGGAGCAGCUCUUCUUCCGCCGCUUCUGCCAGACGACGUGCGGAGACGCCAGAGCGGCUUCGCUGUGCUCCUACGGCACCCGACAGUCGGUGCUCUUCGCCAAGGCAUUUGGAUGCCAAGAACCUUCGCCGCUCGCCUGCUAGCAGGCCCGGCACUGCUCUGGCAUCAUUCGGGCGUAGACUUUCAUUACAGGCAACAGUGACGGUCGCUGGGGAAAGACACUUACAAUUACUGCGGUUAUGAUUUUAGUGCUACUUGCGUUGAUGGCGGUUUGCUCGACUCUCUCAGUGCAGUAAUAGUGUUUAUUACUCUUUAGCUUUGCACGGCCUGUUUAACCGUGAUCGCAUUACCUUGCUUCAUAGAGAAAGGUUGGUCCCUUUGCCAAUGAUGUAGCAAUUUUACGCACACAUGUGCUCUUUUCUUUUGAUCGGCGCUGGGGAUGUUUUCUAAUCUACACGUGUAAACUAUAGCAAUUUUUAAAUGAAAGUGGCGUAUUCCUUC